Rhineura floridana is the source of this 930-nucleotide messenger RNA. RefSeq names its product proline and glutamate rich with coiled coil 1 (gene PERCC1). Bases 1 to 864 code for a protein of 287 amino acids. The record is from RefSeq and is a predicted model, not a curated record. The transcript has a single exon. Lineage: Eukaryota; Metazoa; Chordata; Lepidosauria; Squamata; Rhineuridae.
AUGGCCGCUGGGAUAAUACAAAGCCUAAGCAAAUUUAGACUCCCCGCAGCGUUCCAGAAUCCGUUCCUAUCCACUGCAGCCUGCCAGGAAGUGAUUUUCCAAGACUUAUCCGAUGAGGAAGAAAUGGAGGAGGAGGAAGAGGAGGAAGAGGAAGAAGAAGAAGAAGAAGAAAGGGAGGAUAUGGAAACAGGCAGCAAUCCUGCAGGCCGCAGGCCGGACAGCGGGGCCACCGACGACGCCAACCUGAGCAACAUGGAAAUGACACUGCAGCUCCUUCGAUUCGCUGAGCGCAUCAGUGAUGACAUCCAGAGGUUUUUUGGCCGGAAGAGCAAAGAGGAAUGCCCGGACUCCUGCAACAUCUACGAGAACUGCUGCUCCCCUCCCCUGUCAGGGCAGGUGCUGUACUAUGCCGACUUGGUCAGGAUUUCUCAAGGUGGGGAGCCUGAGGAUGAUGGUGGUGACUUUCCUGGCCCUUCCAAAGCCCUGGUGCCGAUGGACUGGCAGCUAUGGUGGUCUUUCUGCAGCCAAGAGGAAGCCAAGAAGCUGGGCCCUCUGGCCGAGCUCUUUGAAUAUGGCUUGGGCAGGUACGUCAAGCGGCAAGCCUCCUCAGAGCACCGGAAGCUGAGGCUGGAGCGGAAGUAUGCCCAUGUCGCCCCCAUGCAUGGCAGGAAGUUGCCCCAGUCUUUUUGGAAAGAGCCGGCCCUCAGCUCCAUCUGCAUGCUCAACAGCAACCCUCCAGAUUUCAGUGACCUGCUGGCCAACUGGACUUGUGAAACCAGCCAGGAGGGCCUUAAUACUGGCCGAGAGCAUCCCAGCGAGGCUAACAGGAGGGUGGAGAACAUGGACCAUUUUGGCGGCCUAUGAGGCUUCAGAAGGGCAGUCACUCCUGGAUCCUGACCAGAGCUUGGAAAAGUUACUUUUUUGAACUAC